AUGCUCAAACGAAAGCGCUCUGCCUCGGAGCUCGCCUCUUCCCCCGACCACAACCAGAUCAUCAACGUCCCUCCACAUGCCUCGUACAAUGCGCCGGCCCCGCAUCUCCCCAGCCGCACUCUCAAGCGCUUCCGCGACGGCAGGCCGUCAGACGAUCAAGUCCAUCAGCACACCCUCGGUCUCCUCUACUCUGCUCAACGGCGGCACCAACACGAUCCUUCGCCGGCCCCGCAGCCAUCUCUCACCCCGGACCCGUCCUCUACCCUCCGCGACCAGCAAACUCUGCACCGCUUCUGGACCAUCCACUCGGCGCCCACCUCGGCCGGAUCCUCUCCGGCUUCCGAUAGACCGUUGCCCGUCGAGGCCCCGUCGAGCUGCCAGGACUGCGGAGCCGGUCUGAGGGAGGAGGGCGGCGGCGACUUCAUGGACCUCGACGACUUCCCCUUCCAUGGCGCCAACACCGCUUGCCGCGCCUGUGGGAAGCACGUCUGCUUCAGCUGCUCUGUCAGCAAUCUCGGCGAGGACAAGCGGUGCCUGCAGUGCGCGGGAAAAAGAGUCUGGAUCGGCGGCAUUGGCUGGGCCAAUAACGGAGUCUCGGUUUGCUGA
Hirsutella rhossiliensis is the source of this 606-nucleotide messenger RNA. RefSeq names its product ORF21 protein. The transcript is spliced from 2 exons. The coding region runs from base 1 to 606 and encodes 201 amino acids. The record is from RefSeq and is a predicted model, not a curated record. Lineage: Eukaryota; Fungi; Ascomycota; Sordariomycetes; Hypocreales; Ophiocordycipitaceae.